Messenger RNA from Trichogramma pretiosum, 2034 nucleotides. RefSeq names its product golgin subfamily A member 6-like protein 22. The record is from RefSeq and is a predicted model, not a curated record. The transcript has a single exon. The coding region runs from base 239 to 1774 and encodes 511 amino acids. NCBI's taxonomy places the organism in Eukaryota, Metazoa, Arthropoda, Insecta, Hymenoptera, Trichogrammatidae.
AAUCGUGAAAAAUACGAGUCUCGGGUAUCGAUCUCAUUUGUUGUUGUCGAUCGCACACGUUUUCGUAACGUAAACAGAGAGUAGUCGGUCGCUGCUCGUUUCGCGCGCAUCAUCCUUCGCAACUGUCAGACAGCAGUAGUAACAGCCCGACGACCCGUGCGUGUAUGUGUGUGUGUGACGUAUCGAACGUUAAAACUCAGAUAUCGAUCAAUUAUUCAAAAAUCGCAGGUGCGAAGCAAUGGAAGAAAUGGAGCAAAGUAUCGAAGUGAGAGAGGAGAGCAUCGACAUCGCUGUUGAGUCAGCGGCUGAUGAGCAAGAGAAAGAGGUGGAAAAAAUGGAGCAAAGUACUGAAAAGAGCGAGGAGAACAACAACAUCGAAGCUGCAUCAGCGGCUGAAGAAAAGAAAGAGGUGGAAAAAAUGGAGCAAAGUAUUGAAAAGAGCGAGGAGAACAACAACAUCGAUGCUGAAGUACAGGCCGAACAAGAGAAAAAGGUGGAAAAAGUGGAACAAAGUGACGAAGGGGAGAAAAAGAACUUUGACAUCGCCGCUGCAUCAGCGGCUGAAGAACAAGAGAAAGAGGUGGAAAAAAUGGAGCAAAGUAUUGAAAAGAGCGAGGAGAACAACAACAUCGACGCCGAAGUCCCGGCCAAAGAAGAGAAAGAGGUGGAAAAAAUGGAGCUAAGUGUCGAAGGGGAGAAAAAGAACUUUGACAUCGCCGCUGUAUCAGCGGCUGAAGAACAAGAGAAAGAGGUGGAAAAAAUGGAGAAAAGUGUCGAUGAGGAGAAAAAGAACAUUGACUCGGCCGCUCAAACACCGUCCGAAGAACAAGACAACGAUGUGGAAAAAAUGGAACAAAGUAUCGAAGAGAAGGAGAAAAAUAUCGACGUCGCCGUUGAAGCAUCGGUCGAAGAACAAGUGAACGAGAUGGGAAAAAUGGAGCAAAGUAUCGAAGCGAACGAGGAAAACAUCGACGUUGCCGUCGAAGCAUCGGUCGAAGAACAAAAGAACGAGGCGAAAAAGAGCGACGAAGCGGAGAAGGACACUACCGAUGAAGUACCGGUCGAAAAACGCGAGAACGAGGUGGAACGAAUGGAACAAAGCGUCGAAGAGAAAGAAGAAAAAGAAGAGAAAGUCGAGCCAUUGAGACGGCGCACCGUCUACGAGCUGGACCGAGCGAGGAUCCGUGCGGCCCGACAAAGGGCUCACAGACGCUGGUGGAAAUUCUUCAAAACUUCGCGCGAAUCCGAGGAUUGGAGCGACGAGGAGAAGACCCGAAUCAACAAGGAGCUCUUCGAGAAAUUGGACAAGGCCGACGCCGACUGGGCGGCUUGGCGCGACGGACCCCCGCUGCCGAGCAUCCGCUUCUUCGACGAUCUCGUGAAGCAGGAAAGAACGAGACUGGACAGGCUCGAGCUCGAGGCGGAGGAGUUCGCCGAAGGCGAUUGCAUCUCGGACGACGACGAAGACAACGGCGACGACAACGGCGACGACAACAACAACAAUGACGUCGACGUCGUCGAUCGGGGACAGGAGAAGCACGAGCGGCAAACGCUGGAGAGCCAGAAGACGGUCGAGGUGUUGAACAACGCGACGGAGGAGGGAGAGACGACGAAGACGACGACGACGACUCAGGACGAGCAGUCGAAGAAGAGGAGGCACAGCUCGUCUAGUCUGGAGGACGGCGAGAUCGACGACCGGAGGUUCCUGACCAUCCGUGGCUUCGGCGAAGACGAGUACCUGCCGAGGGAGUUCAAGAUGCCGAGGAACGAAUGAGCGUCGUGUUUCAGAGAUUCGCGAUUAUUUAGAAAUUGUAAUUUUUUUAUUAUAUAAAAAGAAAAAAAGAUAACUAUGUGUAAUUUUACGCGUAUGACGAUAAUAAUAACAACGACAAUGUUAAAAUAUGUAUAUAAUUUAGCUCGCGGCGCCCCGUGUAUGGAAGGCGCGCAAGUGUCAAAGUGUAAAAACACGAACUCAGUCUUGAAAUAGUAAAGAGCGCAGAAAAAAAAGAGCAAUCCGCGCAUAUUUAAAACGCU